This is a messenger RNA of Carlito syrichta (Philippine tarsier), 1942 nucleotides long. It is a transcript of the gene RAVER2, whose product is annotated as ribonucleoprotein, PTB binding 2. Bases 123 to 1793 code for a protein of 556 amino acids. The record is from RefSeq and is a predicted model, not a curated record. Lineage: Eukaryota; Metazoa; Chordata; Mammalia; Primates; Tarsiidae. Gene Ontology annotation, molecular function: RNA binding. The transcript has 11 exons.
UCUUUCAGGAAGUUCAUGAUUUGUUAAAGGACUAUGACUUAAAGUAUUGUUAUGUGGACAGAAAUAAACGAACAGCUUUUGUUACCUUACUGAAUGGGGAACAAGCCCAGAAUGCAAUUCAGAUGUUCCAUCAGCAUUCCUUUCGAGGAAAAGACUUAGUAGUCCAGUUCCAACCAACAGAUGCUUUGUUGUGUGUGACCAACCUGCCUGUUUGUUUUACAUUGGAAGAGUUUGAAGAACUCGUUCGUGCUUAUGGAAAUAUCGAGAGGUGUUUUCUGGUCUACAGCGAAGUGACUGGCCAUUCCAAAGGCUAUGGAUUUGUGGAAUACAUGAAAAAGGACUUUGCGGCAAAGGCUAGACUGGAGCUGUUGGGUAAACAGUUGGGAGCAUCAGCACUCUUUGCACAAUGGAUGGAUGUUAACCUAUUGGCUUCAGAGCUCAUUCAUUCUAAGUGCCUUUGUAUCGAUAAACUCCCUAGUGACUACAGAGAUUCAGAAGAGCUGUUGCAAUUUUUUUCCAGUGUCCAUAAACCUGUGUUUUGCCAGCUUGCACAGGAUGAAGGCAGCCAUGUUGGUGGCUUUGCAGUGGUUGAAUAUAGCACUGCAGAGCAUGCUGAAGAGGUUCAGCAAGCAGCAGACGGUCUGACCAUCAGGGGAGGCAAAGUCCAGGUUUCCUUCUGUGCCCCGGGUGCGCCAGGGCGAAGUACGUUAGCAGCGCUGAUUGCGGCUCAGCAUGUGAUGCACAGUAAUCAAAAGGGCUUACUUCCAGAACCAAAUCCAGUACAAAUUAUGAAAAGUUUAAACAACCCUGCCAUGUUACAAGUUCUUCUACAACCCCAGCUAUGUGGACGAGCUGUGAAACCAGCUGUUCUUGGAACACCUCCCAGCUUGCCACAUCUGAUGAACCCGUCCAUCUCCCCCGCAUUUUUACAUCUGAAUAAAGCACAUCAGAAUCUUUCUCAUGUACCACUGGCACAGCAGCAGUUAAUGAAGUUUGAGAAUAUUCAUACUAAUAACAAACCUGGCUUACUUGGAGAACCCCCCGCUGUGGUGCUUCAGACGGCGCUAGGGCUAGGGUCGGCGCUUCCGCUGAAAAAGGAGUUGGGACAUCAUGGCGAAGCUCACAAAGCCUCUAGUCUGAUUCCAACUCAAACAACAAUAACAGCUGGAAUGGGCAUGUUACCAUUCUUUCCAAAUCAGCACAUUGCUGGACAAGCUGGGCCUGGGCACGGUAACACUCAGGAGAAACAGCCAGCCACCAUGGGAUUGGCAGAAGGAAACUUCUCAGGGUCGCAGCCUUAUCUUCAGAGCUUUCCAAACCUCGCUGCUGGAGGCUUGCUGGCAGGACACCAUAAGCAGCAGCAAAGUCAGCCAAAAGGCACAGAGAUGAGUUCAGGGGCUGCCUCUAAGAAUCAGACUUCACUCUUGGGAGAACCACCAAAAGAAAUUCGGCUCAGUAAAAAUCCAUACUUGAAUUUGGCAAGCGUGCUGCCCAGUGUGUGCUUAUCAUCACCUGCAAGUAAAACCUCCCUUCAUAAGACUGGAAUUGCAAGCAGCAUUCUGGAUGCAAUCUCUCAGGGAAAUGAAUCACAACACGCACUGGAAAAGUGCGUCACGUAUGUUCCACCUUUUGCUGAUUAUGCCCAGGUGUCCUCUUUAAGAAAUGAAAAGCGAGGCUCGUCCUAUCUCAUCUCUGCCCCAGAAGGUAGUUCCAUGGAGUUUGUUGACCAGCAUUCUCAGGGCACGGGAGCCUACUACAUGGAGACCUACUUAAAAAAGAAGCGCGUGUACUGAGGGGAGCUCUCCUCCACCCUCCCGGGCUCUCUGCAGCAUCUCUGCUGUUCAUCGCUGCCUUAACUUCAUUCAGACUAGCCAUAUCCUUUCGAUACGGGUCUUUGACUUCCCAGAUGGAGCUGCGCUGUGCAGCUGGCAGAAUUGCCAAA